This is a messenger RNA of Bufo gargarizans (Asiatic toad), 10227 nucleotides long. It is a transcript of the gene CHD6, whose product is annotated as chromodomain helicase DNA binding protein 6. Bases 214 to 8169 code for a protein of 2651 amino acids. The transcript has 38 exons. Gene Ontology annotation, molecular function: ATP-dependent chromatin remodeler activity; ATP binding. The record is from RefSeq and is a predicted model, not a curated record. NCBI's taxonomy places the organism in Eukaryota, Metazoa, Chordata, Amphibia, Anura, Bufonidae.
AGGCGUUCCCCGACCAAGUUAGGGUGUCCGUGCAGGGUGUCUUGUGCUAAACUUCACCAAAUAAUAGCUGUUUGUAUUUUGGCUGCAGCAGUGGCCAUUUUAGUUUCAUGUGCCCAGAACACAACCCACACGCACUGACUGUAUCUGCCGCAGAGCCUGCCAGGCGCGUAAUUAUGUUCUACCCACCUCCUAGAAUAUGUGAAACCUUAAUUUAUGAUCAUGAAAAUACAGAAACAAGAGCCACAGCUACCCAGCCUGAAAGCACUUAGCUAUUCACCAAUGUCCAGUGCCUCAAUAUCCUGCGAGCGCCAGGUACUUGCCCCGUUUUCUGAAUCUAGCCUUGAGGAUUUCCACCCUGUGACACUUUUGGACACCCCAUCUCGACUUCUGCCCGAGAAUGAACUGUACCCUGGGCAAGAGACUUGUGAAAUCAGCUCAUUGACCAAUCUGAAUGGAAUAGAGGACAGUGGAGGGGGUGGGACGGGUGUGAAGAAAAAACGGAAAAAAAAGGAACAGGGGGAGGAAAAGGAGACUAAACCAAAGAAAAAGAAGGAACCCAAGAAAGAGAAGGUCAAAGAACCUAAGAAAGUGAAGGAGCCCAAAGAGGCAAAGGAACCUAAGCAACCCAAGAACCCCAAGGAACCGAAAAAGCCUAGGAAGCCGAAGGAGCCAAAACCUCCGAAAGAAAAGAAGGUUAAUUCUGACACGGUUGCUAAAACCAAAUCUAAGAAAACAAGCAAAGAACAGGGGCCAACUCCAGUGGAGAAGAAGAAGAAAGGGAAGAGGAAAGCAGAAUCAUGUGAAGACACCCUGGAGGGGGAGCUCUCCAUGUUAAACUCGGGAUCUCAGAGCACAGAGGAGUCCGAGUCUCUCGACAGUCAGAAGAGAAGGUCUGGUCGUCAGGUGAAGAGAAGGAAGUAUAAUGAAGACCUUGAUUUCAAAGUGGUGGAUGAUGAUGGAGAAACUAUCGCUGUGUUGGGGGCUGGGAGAGCAUCUGCACUGUCUGCAUCCACACUGGCAUGGCAAGCUGAGGAACCCCCUGAAGACGAUGCCAACAUCAUUGAAAGGAUCCUGUCUUCAAAAGUAGUUCAGAAAGAGCUCAUUCCUGGAGGAAUGCCAUUGGAGGUGGAGGAAUUCUUUGUCAAGUAUAGAAAUUUUUCCUAUCUCCACUGUAAGUGGGCAACGCUAGAAGAUCUGGAAAAGGAUCCAAGGAUCCAACAGAAAAUCAAGAGGUUUCGAAACAAGCAAGCACAGAUGAAGCAUAUUUUCACUGAGCCAGAUGAAGAUAUGUUUAAUCCAGACUAUGUGGAGGUGGACAGAGUAUUAGAAGUUGCUCAUACAAAGGACUCUGACACAGGAGAAGAGGUGACGCAUUAUCUAGUGAAAUGGUGUUCACUGUCUUAUGAAGAAAGCACUUGGGAGCUUGAGGAAGAUGUUGAUCCAGGCAAAGUCAAGGAGUUUGAAACCCUGCAAGUUCUCCCUGGCAUCAAUGUAACGGAGAGGCCGUCUUCUGAAAGCUGGCAGAAGCUGGAGUGUUCUCGUACAUACAAAAAUAAUAACCAACUAAGGGAGUACCAACUGGAGGGAAUGAAUUGGCUCCUGUUUAACUGGUACAACAGGAAGAACUGCAUUCUUGCAGAUGAGAUGGGCCUUGGUAAAACUAUCCAGUCUAUCACCUUUAUCUCUGAGAUUUUCUUUAUGGGCAUUCGAGGACCUUUUCUCAUUAUUGCUCCACUUUCCACAAUCACAAACUGGGAGCGGGAGUUUCGGACAUGGACAGAGAUGAAUACUGUUGUUUACCAUGGGAGCCAGAUUAGCCGGCAGAUGAUCCACCAGUAUGAAAUGUUCUACAGGGAUGCUCAGGGAAAUCCUAUUCCAGGAAUCUUCAAAUUCCAGGUGGUUAUCACAACGUUUGAGAUGAUUCUAGCAGACUGUCCAGAACUGAAGAAAAUCAGGUGGAGCUGUGUCAUUAUUGAUGAAGCUCAUCGACUUAAGAACAAGAACUGCAAACUUCUGGAAGGGCUCAAACUCAUGGCACUUGAACAGAAGGUUCUUCUCACCGGCACCCCUCUUCAGAACUCUGUGGAGGAGUUGUACAGCUUGCUCAACUUUUUAGAACCAAACCAAUUUCCUUGUGAAAACACUUUUCUUGAGGAAUUUGGAGAUCUAAAGACUGAGGAACAAGUGAAAAAAUUGCAGUCCAUCCUGAAGCCAAUGAUGCUAAGGCGAUUAAAGGAUGAUGUAGAGAAGAACCUGGCUCCAAAGCAGGAAACAAUCAUUGAAGUGGAAUUGACCAAUAUUCAGAAAAAGUAUUACCGGGCAAUUCUGGAGAAGAAUUUUACAUUCCUGGCCAAGGGAGCCAACCAGCAUAACAUGCCUAACCUUAUCAAUACUAUGAUGGAGCUGCGGAAAUGCUGCAAUCAUCCUUAUCUUAUCAAUGGUGCAGAAGAGAAGAUUUUGGAGGACUUUCGCAAGACUCACAGUCCCGAUGCAUCUGAUUUCCAACUGCAAGCAAUGAUACAAGGAGCAGGAAAGCUUGUACUGAUUGAUAAGCUAUUGCCGAAGCUGAUUGCCGGUGGGCACAAAGUUCUCAUCUUCUCCCAGAUGGUUAGGUGUCUGGACAUUCUUGAGGACUAUCUCAUCCAGAGGAGGUACACAUAUGAACGAAUAGAUGGAAGAGUAAGGGGCAACCUCCGUCAAGCAGCCAUUGACAGAUUCUGUAAGCCAGAUUCUGACCGUUUUGUAUUCCUGCUCUGCACUCGGGCAGGAGGCCUGGGGAUCAACCUGACGGCUGCUGACACCUGCAUUAUCUUUGAUUCCGACUGGAACCCCCAGAAUGACUUACAGGCUCAAGCUCGCUGUCAUCGUAUCGGGCAGAGCAAAGCUGUGAAGGUUUAUCGUCUCAUAACCAGGAAUUCUUAUGAGCGGGAAAUGUUUGAUAAGGCGAGUCUAAAGCUGGGACUCGACAAGGCCGUGCUACAAGAUAUCAAUAGAAAAGGCAACACCAAUGGAGUACAGCCAUUGUCUAAAAUAGAAGUUGAAGAUCUCCUUAGGAAAGGAGCAUAUGGUGCACUCAUGGAUGAGGAAGAUGAAGGCUCUAAAUUUUGUGAAGAAGACAUUGAUCAAAUUCUGCAGCGCAGAACACAAACCAUCACCAUCGAGUCUGAAGGAAAGGGGUCUACAUUUGCUAAGGCCAGUUUUGUGUCUAAUGGUAAUAGAACAGACAUCUCGCUAGAUGACCCUAACUUCUGGCAAAAAUGGGCAAAGAUUGCAGAGCUGGACACAGAUGGCAAAAAUGAGAAGGACAGUUUAGUCAUUGACCGCCCUCGUGUAAGAAAGCAAACGAAACACUACAAUUCAUUUGAGGAUGACGAGCUGAUGGAGUUCUCAGAGUUGGAGAGCGAUACUGAGGAGCGUCCUACAAGGUCACGGCGACUAAAUGACAAAACGCGACGCUAUCUGCGGGCAGAAUGCUUCAGGGUAGAGAAGAAUCUUCUCAUAUUUGGCUGGGGACGCUGGAAGGACAUCCUGACGCUUGGCCGAUUCAAAUGGCAUUUAAAUGAAAAAGAUAUGGAGAUGAUCUGCAGGGCUUUGCUGGUUUAUUGUGUCAAACAUUACAAAGGAGAUGAGAAAAUCAAAAGUUUCAUCUGGGACCUAAUUACUCCCACAAAGGACGGAUACAACCAGGCUCUGCAAAACCACUCAGGUUUAUCUGCACCAGUCCCACGUGGGAGAAAAGGGAAGAAAAUGAAGAGCCAAAUGUUGCUCCCAGAGAUUAAAAAUGCAGAUUGGCUUGCUGGCUGCAACCCUGAGAUUGUCUUGCAUGACGACAGCUACAAAAAGCAUCUGAAGCAGCACUGCAAUAAGGUCCUCCUUCGAGUGCGUAUGCUGUACUACCUCAAGGCAGAGGUUCUGGGAGAUGCUGCUGCCAAGGCCUUAGAAGGUGUAAAUGCAAGAGACUUGGAUGUCCUGUUACCUGACAUAGAUUAUGUAGAAAUACCUGUGGACUGGUGGGAUGCAGAAGCUGAUAAAUCACUCCUAGUAGGAGUUUAUAAGCAUGGCUAUGAGCGUUAUUGUGCCAUGAGAGCAGAUCCUGCCCUCUGUUUUCUGGAGAAAGUGGGAAUGCCAGAUAAGAAUUCAUUAUCAGCUGAUGGAGUUAAUGACGUGGCUCCAGAUGUAGCAGAGCGGAGCGGUGGAGAAAAAGAUGAGAAUAAUGAAAGUAAGCCAGAAAGUCAUCAAGAGGCCAAAAAAUCUCCCAGUGUAAGCAAUGUGGAGCAGGUAGAUGAGGAGAGUAAUCCAGCCCAGGAUAGCCCUGAGUCAGACAGAUUGUUAUGGCCUGUUGCAUCCUCACUGACAGCGAGACUUCGUAGACUCAUUACUGUGUAUCAGCGGUGCAAUCGCAGGGAGUUGUCACGACCAGAGAUCUUAGCUCCCGCCAGCCACAGUUUUUGGCUUCAGGAAGAAAUGGUCAGGAGAGCGGAGAUGGAUCCUAUUAUGAAAGAAAUGCAGAAGAGGUGGACCAGAAGAGAACAAGCUGACUUCUAUCGGACAGUGUCCUCUUUUGGAGUCAUAUAUGAUCCAGACAAGAAGUGCUUCAAUUGGUCGCAGUUUAGAGCAUUGUCCCGUCUUGAUAAGAAGACAGAUGAGAGCCUAGAAAAAUAUUUCCAUAGCUUUGUAGCCAUGUGCAGAAAUGUCUGUCGCCUCCCACUCAGAAAGGAUGAUGGUUCAGCUGAUCCCUCUCUCUUUCUGGACCCAAUAACAGAAGAACGUGCAGCAAGAACCUUGUAUCGUAUAGAACUUCUGAGAAAGGUCCGAGAGCAAGUAUUGAGGCAUCCACAGCUUAAUGAACGUCUUAAGCUGUGUAGGCCUAGUCUGUAUCUUCCUGUAUGGUGGGAAUGUGGCAAGCACGAUAGAGACCUUUUAAUUGGUACAGCCAAACAUGGACUAAGCCGUACAGAUUACUAUAUCAUGAAUGAUCCUCAGCUUUCCUUCUUGGAUGCGUACAGAAAUUAUUCUCAGCAUAAGAGAAAUGGUGAUGAGAACAUGUGUUGCCAUUACCAAUUGGCUUCCAAAGUAUAUGAACCUUCUGCUGGUCACCUAGAAAGGUUAAAUGAGUCUGAAAAGACGGACACCAAGACUGAAAUUAAGUCUGAAGCUGUGGAUGAGCCAAUUGAAACUCGAAUGUGUAGCCCUCAGGAUCUUUCAUGUGAAAAUCUAAUUUCCCAAGGGGGCGAGAUCAUGUCCAACAGCCAAGAUGAGUGUUCUCUACCCGAUUCACUCAUGUGCAUGAUGUAUGAUGAGAAGACGUGUAACAGCUCCCUUUUGCAAGCAAGCACCUGUGAACAAACUUCUAUCACUUCAAGCUUCUUGGGCAUGGAAAAAAGUGAACCAACCGACUACUCGCUGAGUAAAACCAAAGAAGGAAAUUUAACUCAAGAAGAGGAGCCAGUAUCUAGAGACUGCUUUUUAGGAAGCAAUGGUCAGGAAUGUGAUCCUUUAGAAGGACAAGAUAGGUUAGGCAAACCAUUUAACAGCAAUGAUAGUCAUCUUAGUUUAGCUACAGAGGAUGAAGAGCAACCACAUACCCAAAACAUUGGAGAAAAAGACUUGAAGACUUUAAAUGAUAAUCAUUUUCUUGAUCCAACUGCUGAGCAAUCCUUAGGUCUAGAACUUGAAUUUCUGGAUAAAUCUUAUGAAGAACCUUCGGGUCUGAGCACUGAAGAAAAAAGCUGUGAUAUCAUUGGGGAGAGCCCUCAAAGCCCAAUAUGCAAUCUUCCAGUGGAGGAAAAAGAGGAGUGGGGGGCUGAACUCCAAGAAAUUAAGGAUGACCCAAUUGUAAAAUGGCAGAAGGAGUUAGACGACAUGAAGGAACUUCCAUUAGAAGAAUGUGUUGAUGAGCACAAGGUGAAAGAUUUGAGAUUACAAAAUGAUAUCUUAAAGCCUGAGUUAAGUUGCUCUGCUCAAGUCCUAGAUGAUAAAGACUCCAUGGAGUCUAAACACAAGACUGGAGAAAUGCUUUCUGGCCUCUUAAAGCAAAAUGCUGAGGAUCUGAAAGUCAAAGACUCUGAGGAAAAACCAUUAGACUGUUCCAAAUCUCUUUCUGAUGGAAAUGUGAAAUUGGAGGUCUGUGAAAUUAAGAAGGAGAAUAUUGAGGAGGAAUGUGGUUGUAAGAAGUUCCUUGAGAAGUAUCCAGAAGAGGAAGUGAAGAGUUGCACACUAUCCACCGAUAAGGAAGUAGCACAGGAUUUUCAAGAUGGCAGAGCUCCAACUAUCGCUCAGCUGCUGCAGGAGAAAACCUUGUACUCAUUUUCCGAGUGGCCUAAGGAUCGAGUGAUCAUUAAUCGGAUAGACAAUAUUUGCCAUUCGGUGCUGAAGGGGAAAUGGCCAUCCUCCAGUCAACAGUUCGAAGCACAGUGCAUGGUACCCUCAGUGUUAAAUAGCAAUUUGUGUCCCAGGAGCAGCUACAGCACUGCAGAAGCACAAAAUUCAACCUAUAGCAAUGGCUCUCCUGUGUCCCAUGCGCAGAAGGAAACCUUCACUGCUGCAUUUUCAAAUGACGAACGAAAACCUCGAAGGCUAUUUGAGUUUGAAAGUGAGAGGGCAGAUGUGAAGACCCGAGGGAUGCAACAUCUCAAUACUCAGCUUGGGAGAAACAGCGCAGCAUUGAAUGGAUGGAGAGAGGCCGCCAUGGAACUGUGUAGAGAGCAGGCUGCAGGCGGCAGCUCUACCUAUUCUAUCAAUAGCAGCACGCCCAAGAUGGCUGCCAUGACUGGCUUGCAGGGUUCUUUGGGAAUGGACUUGUCAGGAAUCUUGCAGGCUGGACUCAUCCAUCCUGUCACAGGACAAAUUGUUAAUGGCAGCAUGAGGAGAGAGGAGUCUUCCCUCCGAAGGAGAAGAGGAAGAAGGAAAAAUGUGGAGGGGAUGGAUCUGGUGUUUCUGAAAGACAGAGGGAUGCACGCAGGCAUUGUGGGACUACGUGAGGAAACUCAACUUGGCUCAGUGCACACUGAAGGCUCUGUCACUCCUCCUUCACAUUCUGCAGCUACAGCCACUAAGACCCAACCCGAGAAGGUGAUCCCUAACAAAAGCCUUCUGGAGUGGCUGCGCCAGCAGUCAGACUGCACAAUAGACAUACCGACAUACGCAGGUAGUUUUUCAGAUAAACCCAAACCGAGGCGCCCACGGUGCAAGGAGCCUAGUAAAGCGGACAUUAGCAUUCUCACUGGUGAAGACAGGAUCUCUGGUGUUGGUGUUAACAAAGACGUGGGGCGAAGGGGAUUUCUUCCCGAAACAAAGUUCAGCAGGGUAUUGUCAGAUGCUAUUGUACAUGACGCAGGGCCGAGGAGGAGAGGAAGAAGACCGCGAAGUGAACUGAUCAAGUCCCCAGGAGUGGUGGGAUCUGAUGCAUCAUCUUCUGGCAUGAAUCCACUUUUUAUGAACGGCCUAAUCGCUGGAAUGGAUAUAGUGGGAUUGCAAAACAUGAGAAAUAUGCAGAGUAUUCCACUGACGGGGCUGGUGGGGUUCCCUACUGGAUUUACAACAGUAUCUGCCAACGAGGACAUGAAAAGCACGUUAAGUAUGUUACCCAUGAUGCUCCCGGGUAUGGCUACCAUGCCACAGAUGUUUGGCGUUGGGGGGAUCAUCAACCCUCCCAUCUCAUCCUCUGUGCCAUCAUCUUUAGGAAGCACAAUAAAAGGUGGUGCCUCUAAUGCAGAGAAAGCCACUGAGGACAAAGACACCAGCCAAGAAAGUACACAAGAUUCCACAACUUCAGAGAAAAUGGUGGGUGCCGCUUUCAAAGAGCAGGCAGAACCUGUAGUGACUACAAGCAGCCCUGUAGCUUUUAACCCAUUCCUUAUCCCAGGCAUGUCUCCAAGUCUACUGUACCCUUCCAUGUUUCUGUCGCCAGGCAUUGGCAUGGCCAUACCAGGGGUGCAGUCUAGCCGUUUAUCAGAGGCAGGGGGCCAUGAUCCACAAAGGAGGAGGAGAAAGAAAGUAAAGGGGGACUCUCAGACUUCAGAAUCAGAGUCUGUGCCCUUGACUGAGUCCACAGAGCAGGAGCAGCCGUCUCCCAGUGGCCAGAACUGUGUAGAUACCAGUGAAACGCAACCAUCAGAGAAGGACGAGGACGAUACUGGUUUAAGAGAAACUCCAGACAGUGCUAAUUAGAACUUGAACCCCUUAAAUUGUGACUUGUGAGUUCUUUCUCUCAUAUUUCUUACACUCUGGAGUGUCCAUCAGUAAAAUUCUACCUAAACCGCUCCCCUUUAUCUCCGUGUUAUGUCUAUAACACCUUGGCUCUUAUGGUAGACAAAGCCACAAAAUGUGGAUGUUGUAGGAAAGCAGAAACAUUUCAUACGAUUUCAUUAGUUUUUUUUUGUUUUGUUUUUUAACUUCCAUUCCAUCGAUGAAUUAUGAAAGCAACUUAUCUGUUUCUUGCCUUUUCCCUUGGCACACAUCAGGCUCUUGACUUUAUUUAAAGGCACAGUGUAGCACAAAGCCUUAAAGCAGCAAUCCCUUCAUCCAAAGACAGGCUUUUGGCUAAAGCAAUAUAACUGGUGCUGUCUGCAGUCAACUUUGAUGGGAAGCUUAAUUCUAAACCUUGUCUUUCUGUUUGUGUGUACGUUUAACGGCUGUGCAGUUGUUGCUCUGCGAUCACUAAAAGAUCGGAAUGAAUUAAAAGUAUCACAGGCAUUACUGUACAGUUUAACAGUGCAGCACUCCCCAAUUUCUGGGCACUUAAGGGUCAGUUUUAUAAUUUGAACAAUUAUACUCAUGCCUGCAAUAUAAUGAGAAUGCAAAUGGGAGGUAAUAAUGGGUAAUCUGUGUCAUCAAACCUUCACGUUCCAUGGACUUCUUUUAUGAAGUAGCCUUUUGUGGCACAUUUACAGCUGGUUUAGACUUAGUAGAGCCCCACUUACACCAGACAGUUAUCAUGGUUGGUUACCAUGCAGUUUUUUUUUUGGAGAUCUUGAUUGGUCGGCAUUGAUAGUACAAUCUGUCCCCAGGGGCAGUUCUGCAAACUUUAAAUAGACCUUAAAAUAUUAAAUACCCUUUUUUUUUUUGCAGCCACAUGCAUCUGAGCAAUAAGGAAAUUGUGUUUGGUUUUUGCAUACCCCUCCUCCCCCACUUAUGAAACUUUAUUUUUACCCUCAGAACAUUAUUUUUUACCAAGCAACACUAAUUUAACAUUUGAUUACAAAUAAAACAUUUGUAUUAAAGGGGUUAUACAGACUUCAAUACGCCUCAAGAUAGAUAUGAGAUCAAAUAUCAGAUUUGCAGGGGUCCGGCACCCCACACCCCUGCUGAUUAGCUAGUCAAGAUCAGCACCGGAACUGCAUAGUUUUGUCUGUUGGAGCUGGAUACUUCAGUGCUGCUUCUAUUGAAGUGAAUGGGAGCAGCUGUGCAAUAACCAGCUGCAUCCACUACACGGUCAACAGAGCCUUGUAGCCCCAGCGCUACGCCCCAGCGGCUUAUCGGUGGAUGUUUGGGGUUUCAGACCCGUGCCGAUCUGAUAGGCCUUCUAUAAAAAAUAAAAUAAAUGGAAAUGCCCUUCUUUUUCCUGAUUGAAAUGAGAUCACUGAUCUCUCUAUUCCUAGAUGCACGCAAUGCCAGUUGUCUGUUUCUUACUGACGAUCAACCUUGAGUUCUUAUAGGUUGUAAUUUUGGGUUGGGUUGGGUGGAGGGGAGAGGAAAUCGGAGUAUAAAUGGAGUUACAAUUGUGGUUGAGUGCAACUGGAGAGAUCAGUGUUCCUCAUUACUCUUAAUAAUUUUAAAAGUUUUGCCUUAAAUGUUUUUUGGGGGGAUUAGAAAGAGGGGCAUUUCUUUCUCCAUUAAUGGUGCCAGUUUUGUUCAUGGGCUGUUUAUGGUAUUGCAGCUCAUCAUCAUUCAUGUAAAUGUAGAAGAUCUGCAGAAUCAAACAUAGCCAGUAAACAAGAGUAGCACUGUUUCUAGCAGACCCCUUUUUUGUUAUCCUGGAUUACCCCUUUAAAUGGAAAGCAUCUUUAAACUCAAGGCACUUUCUACAUUUCCCAAUGUAUCCCCAGAUACCAAAUGUACCUUAAUUAAAGAGCCUUUGUCAGAGUGAUCAACCCUAUUAAACCAGGCAUAUUGCCUGGUAGGUGUGAUCAUGCUGAUUAAAAUGAUAUCUUAUCUAUCUUUUGUAGGUUGCAGUGUUCUGGCGAUAUGAGGAUUUUUAUCUUUAUGCAAAUCAGACAGUUGGAGAAC